This is a messenger RNA of Protopolystoma xenopodis, 909 nucleotides long. Lineage: Eukaryota; Metazoa; Platyhelminthes; Monogenea; Polystomatidea; Polystomatidae. The record is from the annotation of a GenBank genome assembly.
AACGUCAACGCCACCACCUCAAUCGGCGUCAACAUCAACUUUGAAGCUAACGUCUACGCCAACGCCAACUUCAACAUCAACUUUAAAGUCAACGUCAACGCCACCACCUCAAUCGGCGUCAACUUCAACUUUGAUGCUAACGUCUACGCCAACGCCAAUGUCAAUGUCAACUUCCGCGUCAACGUCGACUUUGAAGUCAACGUCCACUUCAAAUGUGACGCCAACGUCUACGCCAGCGCCAACCGCAAAGUCACCAGCAACGGCGACGCCGAUUGCGGAUCGGACGUCGGUUUCGGUGCGCUGGCCCGAGGAUCGUCCGGAACAGACAGACGAGCGGACAGGACGACACAACAUCUGGUCACAACUGGCAUGACGACAGAAUCGGUCGUCCGAGCCGUCGAGCAGACGAUUUCGAGAGACCAUCCUACCACUUGCCCCGACGACAAUUGGUCCAAAAUGGCGCCCACUUGCGUCGGACCGGCUCUUGGCGAAACGGACACCGGCCGACCGGUCUCGGACGUCCACGUGGCCGACAGCCGAUUGGCCGCCGAAGAAGAAGAAGAUCUGCCAGACGAGACCGGCUCCGGCGACACGCUGUCCAAAGCCGGGCCCAGCUGCGUCGCCGGAUCAUACGCAACCGGAUCAAGAAACAGUCUGCUUCUGGAGGCGGUAAAAUCGGAUCUCUCCACGUGGAAGCACGCACAGUCGACCAUCGCCGGUGACUCCAACUUUGACCUGUCCGAAGUGAGGCGGCGACCCAUCCGCGAGCACAUCCACUUCUCGUCAAGCCCUCGUGACGACGCGCUGACUCAGGUGGGUACCUCGCCGUCAACACACAUGCAUACAUACAUACAUACAUACAUACAUUCAUACACAUAUACAUACAUACAUACAUACAUACAUACAUGA